UCUUCUUCUUGUGAUUAUUAUUCUCUGCUAUGCUAUCCUAUCCUAUCCUAUCCUAUGCUAUAUAUAACUCUAUUCUCUCUGUCUCAAAUUGGGAUGGACGCCCAAGUGAAAAUUAAACCAUUCAAUUCUUAUUCUUCUUCACACUCACACAUAUAAUAACUACUAUACAUACACAUAUAUAUAUCACUAUCUACUACUAUAUAAUCAUCUAAUUACUAGCUUCUUUUCUUCUUCAAAAACCUCCCAACAUGUCGGACUCUAAUACCACCACCUCUGCUUCACCACAAUCUCUUCUCCAACUCUCUUGCUUGUACCCAAUUACUCUAAAGUUUGAGGAGGUUGUGUACAAAGUUAAGAUAGAGAACACAGAUGGUGGAUCAUGGUGCUUGGGUGGUAGUAAUAAUAAUAAUACUGACACUAACAAACACAGAGAGAAGACCAUACUCAAUGGGAUUUCAGGUAUGGUUUACCCAGGUGAGAUACUUGCCCUGUUAGGCCCCUCCGGCAGCGGCAAAACCACCCUUCUCACCGCUCUCGGCGGCCGUCUCUCCGGCAAGACUCUGUCCGGGAAGAUCAGUUACAACUCUCACCCUUUCUCCGGCUCCAUUAAACGCCGAACCGGCUUUGUCGCCCAGGACGAUGUGUUGUACCCUCAUCUCACCGUGGCCGAGACUCUCCUCUUCACUGCCCUGCUCAGGCUUCCCCUCACCUUGUCCCGGGAAGACAAAGCCCAGCACGUGGACCGUGUGAUUGCGGAGCUGGGUCUGGGUCGGUGCCGGAACAGCAUGAUCGGAGGCCCACUCUUCCGGGGGAUAUCGGGUGGCGAGAAGAAAAGGGUCAGCAUAGGACAGGAAAUGCUAAUCAAUCCAAGUCUGCUGCUUUUGGAUGAGCCCACCUCGGGAUUGGACUCCACCACGGCUCAAUGGAUUCUAACCACUCUGAAAAGGCUGGCUGGUGGGGGCCGGACUGUGGUCACCACCAUUCACCAGCCCUCUAGCCGACUCUACCACAUGUUUGACAAAGUGAUUCUUUUAUCUGAGGGCUCUCCCAUCUACAACGGCCCUGCUUCUACUGCUCUCGACUAUUUCUCUUCUAUUGGUUUCUCCACUUCUAUCACUGUCAACCCGGCUGACCUCUUGUUGGAUCUAGCCAACGGCAUAGCCCCGGAUUCAAAGCAUGCAACAGAACAUAGUGAGAACAUGGAACAAGAGAAGAAGAGAGUAAAGGAAGCUCUGAUUUCUGCUUAUGACAAAAACAUCUCAAUCAGUUUGAAGGCCCAACUUAUUUGUGGUUCGGAUAACAAUACUACUUACACAAAAGAUAAUGCUUCUGCAAAGUACAAGAAUAAUAAGAUGCCAGCGGACCAAUGGUACACAAGCUGGUGGCACCAGUUCAAGGUGUUGCUUCAAAGAGGAUUAAAAGAGAGAAGGCAUGAGACCUUCAACAAGCUAAGGAUUUUCCAAGUCAUAAGCGUAGCGGUUCUUGGUGGACUCCUGUGGUGGCGCACCCCAACUUCUCACAUCGAAGACAGAAUUGCUCUGCUCUUCUUCUUCUCCGUCUUCUGGGGUUUCUACCCGCUGUACAAUGCAGUCUUCACAUUCCCUCAAGAAAGAACAAUGCUGAUAAAGGAACGGUCCUCAGGAAUGUACCGGCUGUCGUCCUACUUCUUGGCCAAAACAGUGGGAGACCUGCCACUCGAGCUGGCCCUCCCAACUGCGUUCGUCUUCAUAAUCUACUGGAUGGGAGGCCUCAAAGCAGACCCCUUCACCUUCAUUCUCUCCUUGCUAGUCGUCCUCUACAACGUCCUGGUCUCCCAGAGCCUUGGCCUGGCCAUCGGGGCCAUUCUCAUGGACAUAAAGCAGGCCACCACCCUGGCCUCGGUCACCACACUCGUCUUCCUCAUAGCUGGGGGGUACUACGUCCAGCAGAUUCCGGCCUUCAUAGUGUGGCUCAAGUACUUGAGCUACAGCUACUACUGCUACAAGCUUUUGCUGGGGGUUCAGUACAAGGAGGGGGAGGUGUACGAGUGUUCUAAGGGGGUGUGGUGUCCGGUGCAGGAGUUUCCGGCGAUCAAAUCGAUGGGGCUGACCAAUCUGUGGAUGGAUGUGUUGGUUCUGGCUCUGAUGCUGGUGGGCUAUCGGUUCCUUGCUUAUCUGGCCCUACAACGAGUGCGGUUGAGGUAAGCCAGACCCAAAGCCAAACCUAAACCCAAAGCAAAGCACUAUAUAUAUAGUGAUCGAUGACUAUAAUUAUUAAUUAAGCUGCUGGUGCUGAUGCUGGUGCUGCUGAUGCUGAUGCUGCUGAUGCUGCUGGUGCUGGUGUCCAUCCCCAUUAAUCGAGUUUUGUCAACAAAUUAUUAAUAGUAUGGCUCUAGCUAGCUAUAAAUAGUCAGUCAUUCGAAUCCAUCAACAAAUAUUGAGGAAUAAUCUUAUGAUGAUGAUGAUGAUGAUGUGAUCAUAAUCUUAUUAACGAAUUAAAACAGAGUUAAUUUUUAGGUGAGUUAAAACUUCGAGAGGUUUUUCUCUUCUCUUUUCUUUUC
Molecule: messenger RNA, 2539 nt
Organism: Humulus lupulus (European hop)
Lineage: Eukaryota; Viridiplantae; Streptophyta; Magnoliopsida; Rosales; Cannabaceae
Product: ABC transporter G family member 14
Exons: 5
Coding region: 249-2183 (644 amino acids)
Cellular component (GO): membrane
Molecular function (GO): ATP binding; ABC-type transporter activity; ATP hydrolysis activity
Source: RefSeq, a predicted model, not a curated record